AUGAUGGAUAGAAGCAAUCUGAGUGAGAUGGAUAGUAUUGGUGGUUACUACACAUGGUCUAACAAGCAUAAUGAGAAUGUUAUUUACUUUAGGAUUGAUCAUGUUCUGGCUAAUAUGGAAUGGUAUAAGAAAUACAUUCAUGUCAGCCUUAACGUUUUGGCUCCUAGUGUUUCAGACCAUGCUAUACUUCUUUUAAAUAGUCAUGAGCUAGACAGACAAAAGAGGAUGAAUCAUUUCAAGUUCCUGAAUAACGUGAAUGAUAUGGAUGGUUAUCAAAAGGAAGUACCCAAUAGGUGGAGGGCCCCUCUUAAUGGCAGGCCUAUGUAUGUCUUGUGGAAGAAGCAAAUCAGGGUUCAUGCUAGUAUCAGAGCUCUUAGAAAACCUCUGAUAGGGGCUUCCCACUCCAUGAAGAAUGCUAGAAUUCACCUGCUGGAUGCUCAAGAUAGGCUUAUGCAUGAUGGGGACAAUCCUGAUCUUAUUAAAGAGGUUAAAGAUAACACUGAAGAGGUCUUUAAAUGGAGUGAGAUUGAAGAGAAAAUUCUCAAACAGAGAUCUAAAAUCAUCUGGUUAAGGCUGGGGGAUGGCAAUAACAUAUAUUUCUAUGCUCAAGUCAAGGAUAAACGUGGUCACAAUGAUUUGACAACUAUCUAUAAGGAUGAUGACACCCUCCUAUCCAAUCAAGAAGACAUAUAA
This is a messenger RNA of Lathyrus sativus (Indian pea), 693 nucleotides long. The record is from the annotation of a GenBank genome assembly. NCBI's taxonomy places the organism in Eukaryota, Viridiplantae, Streptophyta, Magnoliopsida, Fabales, Fabaceae.